Molecule: messenger RNA, 1048 nt
Organism: Coregonus clupeaformis (lake whitefish)
Lineage: Eukaryota; Metazoa; Chordata; Actinopteri; Salmoniformes; Salmonidae
Product: thiosulfate:glutathione sulfurtransferase
Exons: 4
Coding region: 241-732 (163 amino acids)
Cellular component (GO): mitochondrion
Molecular function (GO): thiosulfate-cyanide sulfurtransferase activity
Source: RefSeq, a predicted model, not a curated record
GCGCCCAUUCACUAACGUUCUAAUUCAUGGAACUCAUAAAUUGACACAAUAGCCCAUUUCUUAUCUUUCUCGAUAAUGCGACUCGAGAUAGGCAUGGUCUAAUUCCUUAUCACUUUAACAAUGGUUAGGGUACGUGCACUCUUGAAACAUUGUUAACACGAAUUUGUCGGCAGAGGGCAGAAAGUAAAUACCGUAUGAUACAAAGUAAUUUGUUCCUUUGCUGACAACGGGAGCCAGUCUAUGGUCAACAUGGUGUCCGGUCUGCUGUUACGGAGAACAUUACUGACCGUUGCCGAAACCAGCAGCCGGGUUUCGCUCGGUACGAGAGGCCAAUGGUGUGGUUUCACGACGUCAACGACCAGAUUCAGCGAGUCCUCCUUGCCCAACCCCGAUUCGGUGGUGAGCUACGAGCAGUUGAAGAAUAUGUUGUCCAGUCACAACGUCCAGCUGUUUGAUGUCCGCAACCAAGAUGAGUUCAUGGCUGGACGCAUCACAGACUCUGUAAACAUCCCAUUGGGCCAGCUGGAGGAAUCUCUAAAGCUGUCACCAGAGCACUUCCAGCUGCUGUUCGAGGUAAAGGUUCCUGGGAAAGAUGACGACAACAUUGUGUUCCACUGCCAGACGGGUCGCAGGAGCGCCAUAGCUCUAGCUAUCGCCCGGCAACUGGGCUUCAACAGGGCUCGGCACUACCAGGGGGGGUACAGUGAUUGGGCCACACAUGAGGGAAAUUGAGUCACAUUAACAUGGAGCCUGUAUCUGAGUUCUGACCCAGCCCUAAAACUCUUCUAGUCUGGGUACUGCACCAGAAAACCAUGACCCACAUCAAAACACACAUCUACACAGGAAUUGUAUUUAGAGGACUCAAGUUUUCAGUUACUGUUCCUGAAUGAUUGACCUCAGUUAUCUGUGACAACUGACUUACUUGGAAGAGGUUGUUCUGCGUCCCUAUUUCCUAACUAAUUUGUCUGAAAGAUAGAUGUGAAAUAUAAUAGGCAAGAUCAUAAACUGAGAGACUUACUUUAUCAAUAAAGUUGAUAUUUAGGAUUUA